AUGUUUUGGAAAAAGGUUUUCGUGAAUCCGAAACGCAAUAAUUACGUCGCGCUUACCGCCGCCGCGGCCCAAAAUUCGGGAUUCGCGCCGACAUCGUCGCCGUGUCGUACUCGUCGUCCGUUUCGCCUCGACCGCCGGGAGAUGGAUUCGAAGAACCUGAAGGACCUACCGCUGUUCGCCGUUGUUGGGUGCACGGGCACGGGGAAAACGAAACUCGGUGUGAGACUAGCCCUGGAGCUGGGAGGCGAAGUCGUGUCGGCCGAUUCCAUCCAAGUGAGUACCUAG
Messenger RNA from Macrosiphum euphorbiae (potato aphid), 285 nucleotides. The record is from the annotation of a GenBank genome assembly. NCBI's taxonomy places the organism in Eukaryota, Metazoa, Arthropoda, Insecta, Hemiptera, Aphididae.